This is a messenger RNA of Corythoichthys intestinalis (scribbled pipefish), 2441 nucleotides long. RefSeq names its product zinc finger protein 771-like. NCBI's taxonomy places the organism in Eukaryota, Metazoa, Chordata, Actinopteri, Syngnathiformes, Syngnathidae. Gene Ontology annotation, molecular function: RNA polymerase II cis-regulatory region sequence-specific DNA binding; DNA-binding transcription factor activity, RNA polymerase II-specific. Gene Ontology annotation, cellular component: chromatin; PcG protein complex; transcription regulator complex. Bases 70 to 1329 code for a protein of 419 amino acids. The transcript has 3 exons. Gene Ontology annotation, biological process: regulation of transcription by RNA polymerase II. The record is from RefSeq and is a predicted model, not a curated record.
GCCUAGCUGGCCAACCGCAAACAAAGCUACAAGGCACGUCGUCAAGCGUUCUGAAAUCAAGUGGGGAGUAUGUUCGCAAGAACUAAACCGGCUGCAGAAAAGUUCCAGGAGGGACUUUGUGGAGUAAAAGAGGAGCCCCCACAUCACCAAGACUCGACUAUGUGCAAAAUAAUGCACUCAAAAGUUGUUCUUCGCAGACUCGAAGAUCUAUAUGUCAGCCAAGCCCAUCUUGAGCACCAGGAGUCUUCAUUCGUCAAGGGGGAGGAGGAAGAGUCGCUAUGCAUCAAGGAGGAGGAAGAGUUGCCAUGCAUCAAGGAGAAAGAGUCCGUUCACAUUAAAGGUUUCAGAAAAUACCAAAAAUACCGUAGUGCUGAGCGGCAGCAGCCAGAAUCUCCUGGCGUGAAGGAGGAUGUUGAGCUCCCCCAAAUCAAAGAGGAGGAGCCAAAGCCCUGUCAACAGAAGCAGCUUCCAAUCAAAAAGGAGGAGGAGGAGGUGCCAUGCGUUAAAGAGGAGGAACAUAUCACCAGGUUAACUGGUGAGCUCUUGAAGAAUGAAGAUGGUCCGAGUGAAGCCGGCACAGGGGCGGAGCCUCCAAGCGGCAGCAGCAGCAACUCAACAGAAGGACUGCAAGCAGACAUUUUCAUCGCUCCGUCAGACAGAAAUGGCGCCACGUCACACUCACCUUACAAUGAUGAUGGCAAUAAGACAUCUAACGGUGACGACAAACUCUGCAAAUGCUCUCAGUGUGGGAAAACCUUUGCUAAUAAGUAUUCUUGUCGGAAGCAUAUGAGGAACCACACUGGUAAAAAGCCUUUUUCCUGCUCAGUUUGUGGUCAAGCAUUUGCUGAAAAAGGAACCUUAAAAAGACACAAAAGAACCCACACUGACAAAAAACCCUUUUCCUGCUCAGUUUGUGGUCAAAGAUUCAGGCGCAAGAGCAACUUAAAACGACACACAAGAACCCACACUGGCGAAAAACCUUUUUCCUGCUCAGUUUGCGGUCAAAGAUUCAGUUACAAGAGCACCUGGAAGCAACACACAAGAACCCACACUGGCGAAAAACCUUUUUCCUGCUCAGUUUGUGGUCAAAGAUUCAGAUGCAAGAGCACCUUGGUAGAACACACAAGAACCCACACUGGCGAAAAACCUUAUUCCUGCUCCGUUUGUGAUCAAAGAUUCAGUUGCAAGAGCAACUUAAAAAUCCACACAAGAACCCACACUGGCGAAAAACCUUUUUCCUGCUCAGUUUGUGGUCAAAGAUUCAGCUGCAAGUGCAACUUAAAACGACACACAAGUACCCACACUGGAGAAAAACCUUUUUCUCGCUGAGUUUGUGGUCAAGGAUUCACUCGAAAGACAGGAUUAAAGAGCAUACAACAGGAGGAAAAAAAAGUCUUAAAUAGCAUAAUUAUGUGAUUUAAAAUCAUAUUUUGAGACGAUUCGACUAUAUACAACAAUUUAGCAAAGCGCAGAUGACGAGAAAUUAGUCUUUUAAUCUGCCGGUUAGCCACGCCUACCAUUAUAGGGCUGGAGCGUACCCAACAGGUGGAUUACGUCAGCGGGUGAAUGGGCUCAUCGGUUUUACUAUUCAGCCCAUUGUGGGGGAAUGAUUCAGAACGAGGAAAACGCGACGAAGAGAGCCGCAAAAUGUCAUUGUUUCAGUCUCUCCAAUAUUUUUACAGGAUAUUCUUUUUAUCCAAGUAUUUUCCCCAAUAGCUAAAUAAAUGGCUUGAGAAGGACCAGUCAGCCCGUCGAGGGGGAACUAAUCACAACGAAGAAAACGCGAGGAAGAGAGCUGCAAAAUGUCAUUGUUUCUGUCUCUUCAAUAUUUUUACAGGAUAUUCUUUUUAUCCAAGUAUUUUCCCCAAUUGCUAAAUAAAUGGCAUGGCUAUGACAAAUAAGUCUUGUGCUGAAUGGAAUAUGAAAUGAUAAAAAUGCACUUAUCCAGGACGACAUGCCAAAAUUACUCCAUAAUGGUCAAAACUGUCGACUUCACCUUUACUGUCGCACCUCCCGAACGAUAUUUUAUGACACCUAAAUCGGACAUAUGUCAUUUCCUUUACCCGGCUUCGGAGAAUGUAAACAAACCAAGAGGCGUGACAGCUAGCCGACAUGCUAACCCGAACCGAGUGAUGUUUCAAAGUCUUCCAAGCGGAAAAUCACACAUAACUAGCCCGGAUUAUUUGACAUGACGACUGGGUUGUCGAUUGUCUUCGCGGAUCAGCAAACCGCCCGUCGGAGAGCUAUUUACAGUCCGUUCCCCGGAGGGGGGCGGCUGCAGUUGUUGUGCAGCUAACGUGCAGCUAAUGUGCACGAGGAGAGCUUUUUAUAUGCUUAUCAAUGAUCAAACGUAAGUAGCCCUUUAUUUAAAGAAAGUUUGUGGUGUUUCCUUUGUAAUCGCUGUAUUCGUAUUUGACAUAAUACAGUGCCUUGCAAAAGUA